UCAUGCACUGUCUUACGUUAUCCAGAUCAAUGGAGCUCCAUGUAAUUGUGGUGAAUGUAAGGAGCGCGCGCCGUUAGCCUUAGCCUAUAGAUAUGUGCGUAUGUGCAGGUGGGGCUGCGCUACAUCGCGAUGAUCGCUGCGGCUUUUCUGGUUUUACUGAGACCCCUGAGCCUUCAGUGCCUGCUGCUGCUGAUUUUGCUUCUGGUGGGAACGGUGGCCACGAUCGUGUUUCUCUGCUGCUGGCAUCGGAGGCUUCGCCAUGAGAAGAUCCCUAUAAAAUCUGUCUUCUCGAGGCGAUCGAGGAGUCGUGAAGCUGGUCUUCGGACGCAUCAUUUUCGAUCUGAGGGUUUUCGGCACAGCCCACGCCAUGGCCGGAGAAGUAUAAGAGCCCGAGUUUGUGAAGAGCGGCCUGUGGUUGAUCCAGCAGAGAGUGAGCCAGACACCAGCAGUGCUGUGAGGAAGCGCAAAGUGACCAAGAGAGUGCAGCCUGAUUUUUAUCACUCCGUCCAAGUAACACCCACGCGAAGACCAAGCUCAGGAUCCGGGAACGCUUCUCUGCGUUGCUCAAUGUCUUCAUCGGCUGAUUUCUCGGAUGAGGACGACUAUAGUGCGAGGUCGGGGUGUGUGUCGCCGGCACCCGGAGACACACUUCCGUGGAAUUUACCCCGGCACGAGCGCUCCAAGCGCAAAAUCCACGGCGGCUCUGUGCUGGAUCCGGCCGAGAGAGCCGUGCUCAGGAUCGCAGAUGAAAGAGACAGAGUGCAGAAAAAGACAUUCACGAAAUGGAUCAACCAGCAUCUCCUCAAGGUACGAAAGCACGUUAACGACCUAUAUGAGGAUUUGCGAGAUGGACAUAACCUGAUCUCAUUGUUGGAGGUCCUGUCUGGUGACAAAUUGCCAAGGGAGCGCAAUUUUCUGAAGACGUUACGGUUGGUGAGUUCAGCUGACGCAUGCACGGUUGAGCAGCAUGGCCGUGUGCAGAAGGAGGAGGAUGAUGGUGGUGGUGAUGAUGAUGAUGAUAAGGGGCCUCGGGAGAAAGGCCGCAUGCGCUUCCACAGACUGCAGAAUGUACAGAUAGCACUGGACUACUUAAAAAGGCGGCAGGUGAAGCUAGUGAACAUCAGAAAUGAUGACAUCACAGACGGCAACCCAAAGCUGACACUGGGGUUGAUAUGGACCAUAAUUCUGCACUUUCAGAUUUCGGACAUCCAUGUUACCGGAGAGUCCGAAGACAUGACAGCAAAAGAGAGGCUUCUGCUCUGGUCCCAGCAGAUGACCGAAGGCUACGUAGGGGUCCGCUGUGACAACUUCACUACUUCUUGGAAGGACGGAAGGCUGUUCAAUGCUAUCAUUCACAAGUACAGGCCUGACCUGGUGGAUAUGAGCAGAGUAUCAACACAGAGUAGCAGAACAAACCUGGAGCAUGCAUUCACUGUGGCUGAGCAGCUGGGUGUGGCCCGUCUGCUGGAUCCGGAGGACGUGGACGUCACAACUCCAGAUGAGAAGUCCGUCAUUACCUACGUAUCAACAUUAUAUGAUGUCUUCCCUAAAGUACCGGAGGGUGUUGAGGGCAUCAGUGCAAAUGACGUCGAUGUUAAAUGGGUGGAAUACCAGAAUAUGGUCAAUUACCUCAGCCAGUGGAUCAAACAUAACGUGACUGUCAUGUCAGACCGAAACUUUCCCUGUAACCCUGUGGAACUUAAGGCACUUUAUUUGCAAUAUCUGCACUUCAAGGAGAGUGAAAUCCCACUAAAGGAGAAUGAAAAGACCAAAAUCAAGCAUCUUUAUAAAAUGUUAGAGGUGUGGAUCGAGUUUGGUCGCAUUCAUUUGCCGGAGGGUUACCACCCUAACGAUGUGGAGAAGGAAUGGGGCAAGUUGAUCGUGGCAAUGCUUGAGAGAGAAAAGAGCCUAAGGCCUGAGGUGGACAGACUUGAAAUGCUGCAACAAAUCGCAGACAGAGUUAAGCGAGACUGUGUGGCUGGAGAAGACAAAUUAGCCUUAGCGCGGGCAUCUCUGCAAUCUGAUAUAAAAAGGUUAGAAUCUGGGAUCCAGUUGCAGAAUGAGCCUGAAAUUGCAGGAUACCUGCUGGAGUGUGAGAAUUUGUUGAGACAGCAAGUGGUUGACAUCCAGAUUUUACUGGAUGGGAAGUUCUACCUGGCAGAUCAACUUGUUCAAAGGGUAUCCAAGCUUCGUGAUGACUUGCUGACCCUCAGGACAGAAUGCUCCUCAGUGUACAGCAAGGGACGUAGCCUAAGCACGGAACAGACCAAGAUGAUGAUCUCCGGCAUCACGCAAAGUUUGAACUCCGGCUUCUCUCAGAACUUGAACGUGGGUCUAAGUCCUGCCCUCUCCACCAGCUUUACCCCAGCCAUUACACCAGGACUGACACCAGGACUGACCCCAGCACUGACUCCAGCCAUGACCCCAGGGUGCGGAUUGACCCCGGCACUGAUACCUGGCUUGCAGCCUACUCUGAGAGUCGGAGGGUCCAUGGAGCCAGGGAUCCUCCAGCACAUGAAACACAUGCAAAUCCGCAAGCCGAUGCUCAAAGCUUCAUUAGUUGACCCCAGCUUGUCUGAGGAAGAGGUCAAUAUGAAAUUUGUCCAGGACUUGCUUAAUUGGGUGGAGGAGAUGCAGGUACAGCUUGAUCAAGGCGAGUGGGGAUCUGAUCUACCGAGUGUUGAGUCUCAUUUAGAAAAUCACAGAAAUGUUCACAAAGCCAUCGAAGACUUUCAGAUGAGCAUUAAGGAAGCACAAAUGAGUGAGAUUCAGAUGACCCACCCACUAAAGCAAAGUUACUCGGACAAGCUGAGCCUUUUAGAAAGCCAGUAUGGGAGGCUACUUAACUCUACUAAAGAGAGACAGAAACACCUGGACAGCCUACAUAACUUUGUGUCACAUGCCACCCGAGAGUUAAUUUGGCUUAAUGAGAAAGAGGAAGAGGAAGUAGCGUUUGACUGGAGUGAACGCAAUAGCAACAUCUCCAGGAAGAAGGACUACCAUGCUGAUCUGAUGAGAGAGCUGGAUGAGAAGGAAGGGGUGAUUAAGUCAGUCCAGGACCAAGCUGACAUCCUUUUACAACAAAACCAUCCAGCUAGGCUUACUAUUGAGGCAUAUAAGGCUGCCAUGCAAACACAAUGGAGCUGGAUCCUGCAGCUCUGCUACUGUGUGGAGCAGCACCUGAAAGAGAAUGUUACUUACUUUGAGUUUUUCAGUGAUGCCAAAGAGUCUAUGGACUACCUUAAAAGCCUGCAGGAUUCAAUUACAAGGAAGUAUGGGUGUGACCGUACUAGCAGCCUGCAUAGACUGGAGGAUCUUAUUCAGGAGUCUAUGGAUGAGAAAGAGCAGCUUCUUCAGUACCGCAGCACUGUGGCUGGUUUGGUAGGGCGGGCCAAAUCUAUUGUUCAACUCAAGCCCCGCAAUCCAGAGAACCCUGUCCGGACUUCACUACCUGUCAAGGCCAUCUGUGACUACCGUCAGAUCGAGAUUACUAUCUACAAAGAUGACGAGUGUGUGCUGGCCAAUAACUCUCACCGAGCUAAAUGGAAGGUAAUCAGCCCUUCAGGGAAUGAGGCCAUGGUACCUUCUGUCUGCUUUACCGUGCCUCCGCCCAAUAAGGAGGCAGCCGAGAUGGCUAGCAGGAUUGAGCAGCUAUAUCAGAAAGUGCUCGCCCUGUGGCACCGCUCUCAUGUGAACAUGAAGAGUGUGGUGUCCUGGCACUAUCUGAUGAUUGAUAUCCGCAACAUCCGCAAAAGUACUGUUGCCUCUAUUAAGACUAUGCUGCCUGGCGAGCACCAGCAGGUCCUGAGCAGCUUGCAGUCCCACUUUGAGGAGUUCCUGGAGGACAGCGAGGAAUCUGAGGUCUUCACAAUGGCAGACUGCACUCAGCUAGAGAGAGAGGUGCUGGCUUCGAAAGAAUUCUAUGAGGAAUUGCUCAAAUCUGCAGAGAGAGAGGAACAUGAGGAAUCCGUGUACAACCUCUUCAUAUCUGAGGUCCGUAAUUUCCGCAUGCGCGUGGAAGCCCAUGAGGAGCAACUGAUUCGGCAGAUCCGCUCACCUCUAGAAAGAGAUGACUCGAAGGCCAUUAUGCAGCGCAUCACUGAACAAGAGAGAAAGAAAGCAGAGUUGGACCGGUUGAGUGAGGAGCUUGUGCUGCUAAAGGAGAAGUGUGAGGCAUUCCUCAGACAGGCUGCUAACUCUCCAUCAGUGCCCACACUGUCCUCUGAACUCAAUGUGCUCACUCAGAGCAUGGCUCAGGUCUACUCCAUGUGCUCCAUUUACCUGGAAAAAUUGAAGACGGUGAAUUUGGUGGUGAAACACAGCCAAGGUGCUGAGGCUUUGGUCAAGCUGUACGAGGGCAAACUAUGUGAGGAAGAUGCAGUCAAUAGUGACAUCAGGUCUAUUGAUGCAGUUAUGAGCACUCUCAAGCAAUGGAGAUCUGAGAUAGAUGAAAGAAGAGAUGUAUUCCAUGACCUAGAGGAUGAGUUACAGAAAGCUAGAGCCAUCAGUGACCGUAUGUUCAAAACCCAUAAUGAGAGAGACUUUGACCUAGAUUGGCAUAAGGAGAAGGCUGAGCAGCUUGGAGAGAGAUGGCGGAAUGUCCACACUCAAAUUGAAAACAGACUUCGAGAUCUGGAAGGCGUCAGUAAGUCCCUGAAAUACUAUAAGGAUGCAUACAGUAACCUUGAUGAGUGGAGCAAAGAGAUGGAGGUCAAUCAGCUGAAAACUCAAGAGAACCAACCAGAGGACAGCAAAGCUUUGGCGGAGUUAUUAAACCAACAGAAGGUGCUUGUUGCGGAAAUCGAACGUAAGCAAAGUAAGAUCGAUGAAUGUCAGAAGUACUCGGAGCAGUACUCAGCUGGAGUGAAAGACUAUGAACUUCAGUUGAUGACCUACAGGGCCAUGGUGGACUCUCAGCACAAGUCGCCAGUGAAGAGAAGGAGGAUGCAGAGUUCAUCAGAUACCAUCCAGCAGGAGUUUAUGGACCUGCGCACUCGCUACACAGCACUGGUCACGCUUAUGACACAAUAUUUGAAGUUUGCAAGUGAAACGCUGAAAAGGGCAGAGGAAGACGAGAGGAAGACAUGUAUGGACAAAGCUGAGUAUAGGAGCUGGUUGGAUAGCAUGGAGGUGCAGAAAGUGGCAAGUGACGAGGAGGUACUCAGGCUCAAGCGGCAGAAAUCUGUUGAAGAGGAGAGAAAAGAGCACGGUGAUAAAGUUAGCAAGUUGUUAAAAUGGAUGUCUGAUGUGAAAUCGGAUGUGAACAAAAAUGGAAAGGCUGUAAGUGAUGACAAAGGCAGCACAGAGCGCUCUAAUAAGCCUCAGAUACCUGUGGAAGAAGCUUUGUCAAAGAAGGAACAAAUUACCGAAGCAAUAAAAAGUACAGAGCAGAUUCUCAAGCACAGUGACAAGAUGUCUGAGAAGGAAAAGUGUGAAGCAAAAGAACAGCUAAAACUCCUCCACCAAGCCCACAGAGAGAUCUCAGAGAUGUGUGUGAACCAGACACCCUCUGCUGAACAGGAGUUUGAAGUCAUCGAAGGCGUUCUCGAUGUGGGAAAAGGAGCGGUGCUGUCUGUAUGUCGUGCGGUGCAGACUGGCCUCAUUGACCACUGCACUGGGCUCAGUCUCCUUGAGGCCCAACUCGUAACAUCUGAACUCAUCUUACCUGAAUUCCACAUGUGUCUAGACUUGGAGGAUGCAUUCAGGCACAACCUCGUGGAUGAACCCAUGUAUAAGCAGCUCCAAGACUUGAAUGAAGCCAAUAAAUGCAUUCAAAGCCCACGGUAUGCUUCUGAAGCUUUGCCUGCAGUAGCUGCAGUGAUGGACGGAGCGAUUUCUGAGCGUCUAGCUGUAAAGAUCAUUGAGAUUCAGCUAGCAACUGGGGGCUUAAAGGUGACAUAUACUGGAGAUAAUUUAAGUCUUGAGAGAGCAUUUGAAUUUGGCCUAAUUCCCCAAUCUCUCUAUAUUCAAAUAUUACAAAGACAGAAUACCUGGAAGGAUCUGAUUGAUCCUAAUACAGCUGAAAAAGUUUCUCUUAUUCAGCUUGUACAGAGAAGCAUUGUGCAUGAGGAGACAGGGCUUCGUUUGCUGGCAGUGAAGUCUGGAGAAGAUGGAAGUAUAGCGGUUUCGUGUGGGAGAGAGGUCAGCAUUCUGAAAGCGAUGCAUGAGGGUCUGAUAGAUCGAGAGACCAUGCUCCGGCUGCUGAGUGCGCAGCUCUUUGCAGGAGGCAUAGUUGAUCCUAGAACAAACUGUAAGCUUACGGUAGAAGAGGCCGUAUCUGAGGGUCUUAUUGAUCAGGACACCGCCAGUGGAAUUCUGAGCCAUCAAGCACAGAAUGGUGGCAUCGUAAACCCUAAAACCGGGGUUAGACUAACAGUUGAUGAAGCUGUCCAGUGUGAUUUAAUGAGUUCCAGAAGUGCUCUGUUAGUUCUAGAGAGACAGAAAUGUUUCAUGGGCCUCCUCUGGCCUCACUCUGGUGAAAUCCUCACUGUCCCAAAAUCCAUACAGCAUGAAAUCAUCACUGAGAAACUGGCACAUGAGCUUUUGUGUAAUCGACAUAAAAUAGCAGCAUUUUACGUACCAGAGAACUCUGAGGUAGUUGAUAUUGACUCUGCUGCACAGAGCAAUUUAAUCAACACUUGCACAGUAGACUUUUUAAAAACGAUACAAAUUCCAGAUAUGUUCCCUGAUGUAGAUGAUCUCAAUGACAGAUUUUCGUCAUGGCUAGUAAUGCGUGAGCUUCAAAUCGAGGCCUCUGAAAGAUCCAGAGAAGGAUCGGAAGCUAAUGAAAAGAGUACAAACGCGCCAUCUUCAUUGGAAGCCGAACAGCUUUUUGUUUCAUUUCUAAUGAUGAACAGCUACAUGGACCCCAAAUCAGGACAGAGGCUUUUAAUUUUUGAUAGGCAGUUAAAUAAAAUGGCUAAAGUACUGCUAGAAAUGUCAGAAACGGACACACAUGCUAAUAUCCAUGAUUUAUCACUAGAUGAGGGCUUUCCAGAUGAUCCACACAUCACAGACACCGGUGAAUUGGCAGUUUUACAUAUUGAUGAGCCUUUACCAAGGAUAGCAGAAGGGAGUAUUUCAGAGAUGUCUACUGAGAGUGAUUAUUGUAUAAAAACUAUUGAAUCGGACAGGCUUACCACAGGGUCAGGUGAAGUAUUUAAUACGUCUCUGGAAAGUGCUAUAAAAGCUUCAGCAUCUGAGAUUAAAACAAGCGAAAGUGCACAUAAGGAUACGAGUACUGAUACAUGCCCAAAGUACCAGCCACAUGAGAUGCCUAAUUCAUUAGUUCAGGAAGGUACGCAUAUUUCACAAAGAGUUAAUCCUGGAAUUGUGAAUCAAACAAAUUUACUUUCAGAUGUGGAGAAGAAUGCAACUUUGAUUCCCAGAGAAAAUUCAAUUCAAGCAAGAGAUAAAGAUCCCACACAGUGCUCUGUCAGGUGCAGUAAAAAAGCUGAACAUUCUGAUUUGCUCUCUGAAUACACACAUGAAAGUGUGCAUGACGACAAGCUAGAAAGAGAUCAUGUGUUACGCCUUCUGAGGGACCAAAUAAAAGAGGGGGGCAUUUUAGAGGUCACCUCUGGAAAGCGAUACAGCCUCAAUGACGCCUUUGUUAGAGGUCUCAUCGACGAAGAGACCGUGUUAGAGGUACUCGCAUUGCAGCUUGGAAGGCAAAAUGUCACAAGAAAUAAAACCAUGACCAUGUCAGUAUUGAAACAAGCUGUGUCAGAAGGAUACAUAUCGUCUCACAUAGCUUUACAAAUCGUGCAGCAGCAAAAUUUACUUAGCGGUUUCUAUGACUCAUGUGGAAAAAGCAUCAGUACUACAGAGGCUUGUGGGAUGGGUUCGAUCACUGAUGAUAUUGGCAGAUUUGUCCUUGAUUUAGAAGAGGCCCAGAAGGCCCACACUGAUCCUAAUGGAAAAUGUGUUUCCAGUGUGUCUAAGGCAAAGUCAGUUUGUGAUAAUGAAGAUGAUGAUGUGAUGAGCGAUGAGAUUUCUGCUGUGGACUUGAGUGAAAAAUAUCCAAGUACUGAAAAUGCAGUAAGUAGGUCAGAAGAAGUUACUCCUCUAUUAACAAACUCAAAACAAAUGACCAGUAGUUUGGACUCAUCAUUUAUCUUAAAUACAGUUAGUAAUGAGGAGAUUGGAGAAGCUUCAGCACAAUUAAGCAGUGAAUUAGACUCAACGUCGUUGUUAAAGACACACAGUGAAGAUAAAAUAGAGAAACGCAGUGUUGAAAAUGUGGCUGUGGACUUCAGUGAAAACUGUCCAAGAACUAAAAACACAGGAAAUACAGAGGAAUUACAACAUUCAGAAGAAUCAACAAAUUCAGUUAGUUAUGCAGACAUGACUGUUGAGGAGUUAAGAGCUAAAAAUUCUACUGAAAAUGUAAUGAAAAGGCCAGAUGAAGUCAUUCCUCUAUUAGCCACUUCAACAGAAUUGCCUCAUACUUUAGACUCAUCGCUCAACUUAAAAAUGGUUAGUCCUGAGGAGCUUAAUGAAAACUAUCCAAGUAAUGAGUGUGGAUUAAUAAGAACAGCUAAAAGUAAUGCUUUAUUAACUAAUAUAACACAGUUCACUAGUAGCUCAGCAACUAGCUUAAAGACAGGUACUGGUGAGGAGUGUGAUGAUAAGAGUCUAAACACUGAAAAUGAGGUGACACAAACAGAGGAAGACAUCUUAGCAACACAAUCAAAACAAAUGAAUGAUAGCUUGGACACUUUAAAUGCAGCAAGUGACGAGGACAUUAUUGUUGGGGAUUUUAGUGAUAAAGGUCUAAAUGCUGAAGUCGAGGUGAAAACACUGGAAGAAGACAAUUAUCUGUCAGCAAACUCAGCACAAAUUAACAGUAGUUUGGACUCAUCAUUUAAGGCAGUCAGUGAUGAGAUCUUUCAUGAACUUGGAGAAAAAUGUCCAAAUACUGAAAAUGCAAUAAAUAGACCGGAAGACACUCAGCUAACAGCAAAUUCGAAACAAAUCACCAGUGGUGUAGAGUCACUGUUCCUAUUAAAGACAGAUAGUGAUGUGGAGAAAGAAAGCUUUGAGAUCCCUGUUGUGGACAUCAGUGAAAAAUGUACACAUACUGACAAUAUAGUAAAUAAAACAGAAGGAGACUCUCAUCUUUCAGCAAACACAAAACAAUUGGUCACUAGUUUGGACACACUGUCUCCCUUAAAUGUAGUUAUUGAUGAGAUCACCCCUGCAAAGUUCCUUGAAAAAUCUCCAAGUACUGCAAUAAAAAGGCCAGAUGAGGUCACUAAUUUAUUAACAACUUCAUCACAGUUGGCCAAUACUAUGGACUCAUCAUUUACUUUAAAGACAGUUGUUGAUAAGCUCACUGCUGGAGAGUUUGCUGAAAAUAGGACUGAAAAUCAAGUGGAAAGAUUAAAAGAAAACAUCCAUCCAUUAAUAAACACAACACAAAUGCCCAGACAGAUGGACUCACCAUUUUUGCUAACAACAGCUGGAGAUGAUGUAACUACUGAGGGGAUUGGUAUAGAAAUUGAAAUGAAAAGUACAGAGCAAAACAAUCCUUUAUUAUCAAACUCACUGGCACAAAUGACCAGUAGUCUGAACUCUGCAUUAUUGUUACCUAAAGGUAGUGAUGAAAUUCCUGGUGAAAAAUGUCCAAGUUCUGAAAGUAGCUUGAACAAAUCAUUCACCUUAAAAAUAACAAAUGAGGAGAAAUGUCCUAGUGCUGAAAAUGCAAUCAAAAGCACAAAUGAAGUGUCUCAAGUAUUAACAACUUCAACACAAAUUAACAGUAGUUUGGACUCAUCUUUCACCUUGAAGACAGACGGUGAUGGUGAGAUCAGCCAUGAAAAACAUACUAAAAAUGGUAAUGAAAAUGAGCUGAAAACAUCAGAGGAAGCCACCAAGACAGCACAGGAUAUAUAUAGCUUGGAUUCAUCAUUAAAUAUUGCUGAGAUCCCUGUUGAAAAGUGUCCAAUUAAUGAAAAUACAGUGACGAGAACAGAGGAAGCCAUUCCUCCAUUAAUGAGGAAUAGUUUGGAGUCUUUUAGCAAGAUCAGUGAUGAGACAUUUACUGAAAAAAGUCCAAGUACAGAAAAACCAUUGAGGACGAGUGUAGAAGGGACUGCUGUGUCAACAAACUUAACACAAAUGACCAGCAAUUUGGAUUCAUCAUUCACCCUAAUGACAGAUAAUUACCAGGACCUAAGUAAAAAAUGCCCAAGUACUGAAAAUUCAGUGACCAGAACAGAGAAAACCACCAGUUUAUCAUUAAACACAACAACGGACACACAGGACACACAGUUCACCCUAAAAACAGACAGUGUUGAAAUCCUUGUUGAAAACUGUCCACGUACAGAAAAGGAAGCUACUCCUCAAUUAACAAGUUCAACACAAAUGGUCAAUAGUUUGGACUCCUCCGUUACCAUAAAUACAGGGGAUGUCACUAAUGACGUGUUGGUUGAAAAAUGUCCAAGUGAAAAUGCAGAAGUAGCUUCUUUGGCAAAACAUGUAACUACUGGUCAUUUGUGCUUGGAUUCAUCAUUCACCCUUAUAAAAGAUAGUGAUGAGAUCUCUGCUGAGGAUUUCAGUGAAAAAUGUCCAAGUACUGAAAAUGCAGUGGACAGGACAGAGGAAGCCGUUUCUCGAUCAAUAACUUCAAUACAAAUGAUCAGUAGUUUGGACUCCUCAUCCAUCUCAAAAAGCAGUGAUGAUGCGUUCUGCAAAAAAUAUCCCAAUACUGUAAAUGCAGAAGGGACAUCAGAUGCAGAUUCUUUCUCAACAAACAUAACACAAAUGUCCAUCAGUUUGGAUUCAUCAUCAACCUUCUUGACAGGUCAUGAUGAGAUCCCUACUGAGGACUUAAGUAAAAAAUGUCCUAGUACUGAAAAUGCAGUGGACAGAACAGAAGAAGUCAAUCAUCUAUUAACAAGUUCAACACAAAUAAUCAGUAGUUUGAGUUCCACAUUAACCUUAAAGACAGAUAGUGCUGAUGGUGAGUUUGGUGAAAAAUGUCCAAGUACUGAAAAUGUAGUGAACAGAUCAGAUGAAGCCAUUCCUCAAUCAAUAACUUCAAAACAAAUAAUCAGUAGUUUGAGCUCCGCAUUUACCUUAAAGACAGAUAGUGAAGAGAGCACUGAUGGUGAGUUAGGUGAAAAAUGUCAAAGUACUGAAAAUGUAGUGAACAGAUCAGAGGAAACCUUAAAGACAGAUAAUGAGGAGAACACUGAUGGGGAGUUAGGUGAAAAAUGUCCAAGUACUGAAAAUGUAGUGGACAGAACAGAGGAAGGCAAUCAUCUAUUAACAACUUCAACUCAAAUAAUCAGUAGUUUGAGCUCCUCAUUAACGCUAAAGACAGAUUGUGAGGAGCGUUCUGAUGGUGAGUUAGGUGAAAAAUGUCCAAGAACUGAAAAUGUAGUAAACAGAUCAGAGGAAGCCUUAAAGACACAUAGUGAGGAGAGCGCUGAUGGGGAGUUGGAAGAAAAAUGUCCAAGUACUGAAAAUGUAGUAAACAGAUCAGAGGAAGCCUUAAAGACACAUAGUGAGGAGAGCGCUGAUGGGGAGUUGGAAGAAAAAUGUCCAAGUACUGAAAAUGUAGUAAACAGACCAGAGGAAGAAUUAAAGACACAUAGUGAGGAGAGCGCUGAUGGGGAGCUUGGUGAAAAAUGUCCAAGCAUUAAAAAUUUAGUGGACAGGACAGAGGAAGCCAAUCAUCUAUUAACAACUUCAACACAAAUAGUCAGUAGUUUAAGCUCCUCAUUAACCUUAAAGACAGAUCGUAAGGAGAGCGCUGAUGGGGAUUUUGGUGAAAAAUGUCAGAGUACUGAAAAUGUAGUGAACAGGACAGAAAAAGACACUUUAAGCAGCUCAACACAAAUUGACAGUUGUUUAGACUCCUCAUUCAACUUAAAGACAGUUACUGAUGAAACCACUGAUGAAUUUUUGUAUGGCAUAUGUCCUAGUACUGAAGCUGAAGUGAAAACAGCAAAGGAAACCAGUUGUCUAUCCGGAAAUACUGAAAAUGCAUUGACCAGGACAGAGGAAGCUCUGUUACACAACUCAACUGAAAUGAUCAGUAGUUUGGACUCAUGUUCAGUUAGUGAGUCAAUCACUGAUAAGAACCUAAGUGGAAAAUGUACUGAAAAUAGAGAGACUAGUCCAGAGGUCACCUCUCAUUUAUUAACAGGCACAACACAAAUGACUUCUCCGAACUCCAAAUUGCUCUUAAAGACAGCUCUUGGUUUUGAUCCAGGAAAACACAGUUUAGAGGAUCUCGACAGUUCAAAUUGUUUGGAUACCAAAAACGGCAUAGAUAGAAACCAUACAGAGCUGGGGAAUGUUCCAGAAAAAGAGUAUUAUCAAUCAUUAUAUCAAGCUCCGUUAACCAGUGUUGGUGAUGUGGCUUAUAAUGAAGCAGCAGUAAACCAGAAGAGAAGUUCUGCUGAGAGUGAAUCUGGCAUAUCCUGUUCAUUACAAAGUGAUAUUUAUUCUGAUGGAAGGAAAACAGAGAGCUUAGAGAAUACACACAAACAGCAUGGUGAACCACAACAAACAGUUAGUACAUUUCCCAUUGAGAGAGGGUCAGAGAGCAUAAAUGCUAUGGGAGAUAUCAAAAAACUAACAGAUCAUGAACCAUCUUUAUCCUCUUCUACAUUAGUUCAAUUGUCAGACACGAGAGCUGCUAGGAAAACAAGUGUGAGCCCUGAAUCAAGUGAAAAUGUGCAAGAUCAGGAACAGAGUGUACUGUCUCCGGUCGUAGAUAUGAAAGAAAGUCAAACAAAUAGGAACAAGAAAGAUCUGACUCCAUGUACAAUUAGCAAGUCUGGUGAAGAACCUGAGCAUGAGUGCAAGUCAGGGACAGUUAAUGACCAUGCAGCAGUAGUGUCCCAAUCCAGUCAUACUGGUGUCAGUGUUGACCAUAAGACAGUCAAUGAUUUUGACUUAUUCAACAACUCCGAGUCUAUGGACAUGUUUCAGGAGUGUCCCACCUCAGAGUUCCUGCCAGAUGUAAUUCUCAGUGAUGAUUCAGAUUAUAAGCAGCGCUUAGCUGAGCAAGAUGAAGUACCUGAUGCAGCAAGUGAGCUGUGCCUGCUGAACUCAGGCGUUAUCAUAUCCGAGACAAACAGAUAUGAUGCAGAAGGCUUGGAGAACAAAACUGCCAUCACUCCAGUGCACAUUAUAGGAGAAGAGUCUGUUCCAUUGAAGCCCAAUAUUCCACCAAUUUUGUCACACAAAGACUCCAAAAAUGUUGAACAUAAUGGAGAUAAGCUGUGUGCGAAUACUUCAGUGACAGAGAGUGAAUUUCCACCAGUUUAUUUAAAAGAAUUCGAACAAACCGCAGCAAAAGGAGCUGUAAAUGAGAUCCAGAGAAAGGAAAGGCAUGCCCUUGACAACAAUGAGAGCACCUCAUCCACUACAACUCAGCAUGACUCAAAUGUCACUCAGGUCCUUGUUGAGAGCAAAGGUCCAGCUUUGCUCAACGAUUUGAUCAAGCAUGAGGGAAUUCUUCCAGGGUAUGAAAAUCAAGACAGCUGUCCAUCUGAUGUGAAUGGUCAUGGUCAGGAGGCAAGUAGUCCAGUGUUAAUGCAGUCACAGCUUCAAGAGAUGCCUGCUAACAAAGAACCAGAAAUGCAGAAAGAACUUUCAGGUCUGCCACAGGGAACCACUGCUCAGGGAGAUGAAGGCUCAUUUAUUGAAGGUGUUGAAGUUCAGCUUAAAGCUGCUGCCUGUGAUGGUUGUGAGGAUGACAUCUUUCAAUCAGCUUGGUCCAGUCAGCAGAGCUCUAAGGCAAAUGUUGCAACCACUGAGGACGUGGAGAAGGACAAAUUUAGACCCAGAAAAUGGUCCACUCAGCAUUACUUAGAAUGUGUUGGUAAGCUCCAGGAUCACUAUGACACACUUGAAGACAUCAGGAAUGACUUCUUGACUCAAAGACCUUUAGCAAUUCAAAUCGAAGGUCUACAAGACCAACUGGAUGCAGCUCAGUCUUUGGAAGCACAGCUUGCUGCAUUUCCCCGCAUUUUGACCUCCGAUUUGGAGGUAGCUGAGCAGCUUUUAAAAUCUGCUGAUGAACUCAUCCCCACACAAGUCCAACACGAUUUAGCUACAGUUUUUGUCGAUUUGCAAGCCGCUUACACAGAUGUUUGCCAUUUAUCAUCUGAGAGACAUAACGCAAUUCUCCAGGCUAUUGACACAGCCAAGGCAAAUUUGGAGUGUACCUAUCAAGAUCUUCUCAGCUCCCUUGACAAGCUUUCAUCUUGUAUACAAGAUAAUUGUGAGGUGGUGUGUAAGCUUGACAUCAUGAACACGGACGACUUGGAGACAGUUAAAUAUAGGAUUCAACAAAACAAGGAUCUAGAGAAGAACCUAUCUGGCACUCGACAGAAUCUAGAAGAUACAGCAUUUGAUGUCCAAAAUUUCAUUUCUGAGCAUGCACAGUUCCUAAACCCAGCCCAGAACCGACAGAUGCUGAAAUCUCUCAGUGCUACACAAAGAGCCUUUAAGGAACUGAUGGAACGAGUGUUUACUCAGAGGCACACGCUGGACCUCCAUUUGGAGAUCCGUGAGGAUGAGAUUCAACAGCAGAAUGCUGUUGAGAAGCAGAAGGAGUUUGUAGCCAAGCUUCAGGAGCUGUGUGAUGACCUAACUCAGACUGAGAACCGUCUCAUCGGCCACCAGCAGCAAUCCAACAGUGCAAAGAGUGUGGGAGACCUCCAGCAGUACCAACAAGAGAACCAGGCUUUGCAGAAAGACAUCCAGGCUAAUGUAAAGGCCUUGAAUGAAGUCAUCAGUAGCACUAAGAAGUUCCUAGAGGAGAACCGGAGCAAACUGACACCCGAGCAGGUGGCGGCUAUUGAACGCAAGAUAGAGGAGGUGAAAAGCAAAGCCAAUAUGCUUAACCAGAGAGCGGAGGAAACCAGGAAAGAACUGGAGAAAGUUGUGACGACUGUUAUCGAACAGGAGAAGGAAAAGGUUGCAGCUGUGGAACAACUUGAAGAGACCAAAAACAAAAUAGAGGUUCUCUUAGACUGGGUGUCCAAUAUCGGGAAAGAAAAAGAGAUGGGAGGAAUGGCCAAAGAGAAUGGGAACAUGCCAGUAGAAGGAAAAAUAACAGGAAUGGAAGAUGACCCUAAUGGAAAUGCACUGGACGUUACAGAUAACACCUCACAGUGGACAGGUGAAGACACUAAAGAACUGGGUAUAGAUGAGCAAUAUGAGAGACUUAAGGCUCAGCACCAAGAGAUCCUCUCCCAGCAGCAAGACCUAAUCAUUGCCACCCAGUCUGCUAAGGCUCUGCUGGAUAAACAGGCAGAUGUUCUCUCUCCAUCUGAAAAAGAGAAGCUCCAGAAGGACAUCGAUGAGCUGAGGGAGCGUUAUGAGGACUCGCUCACCCAGGCUGAGCAGCAGAUGAAACAGAUGCAAAGUGUUCAGGAGGAGCUGCGCAAGUUCCAAGGUGACCAUGAGGAGUUUGGGGUGUGGCUGCAGCAGGCACAGGAGCAGCUGGCAGAGCUGGGAGCCCCCACUGGUCACAUAGAUGUUCUGCAGGAGAAGCUUCAGAAGCAGAAAAGCUUUUAUGAGGAUGUGAUCUCCCACAAAGGAGACUUGCGUUUCAUCACCAUCUCAGGCCAGAAAGUGUUGGAUGUGGCCAAGGCCUGCAGUCGUGGUGAGAGUAAGGAGAAGCAGGGAUUGCUUGACGUGGACACUUCAGGAACAUGUGCUGCUGUGAAGGAGAAGCUGGACUCCACCGCUACUCAAUACAAAGUCAUGCACACCCAAUGCAACCAGCUUGGAAACAAUCUCAAAGAUGUCGUUGACAAGUACAAGAAGUAUGAAGAUGCUGCUAGUGGCCUGUCGUCAUGGCUCAGUAGUUCUGAGGCAGAAGCGAGAAGGCAGCAGUCUGAACCUAUUGCUGCAGACCCCCAAACACUCCAGAGACAACUGGAAGAGACUAAGGCUCUUCAAGGACAGACCACUGGCCAUCAAGUGGCUCUGGAGACGCUACGCAAAGCAGCAGAUGCUCUCAUCACAGCAGAGGGAGACCUGCUAAACAACAGGGAUGAGAUCCAAGAAGCAGUUGAUGACAUUGUGGAAAGGUACGAUAACUUGUCCAAGUCAGUGAGUGACCGGAAUGAGAAGCUGCAGGUGACAUUAACACGCUCACUCAGCGUACAGGACGGUCUGGAUGAGAUGAUGAAUUGGAUGAAGAAGGUGGAGGAAAAUGUUGAGGAGGCAUCAAAAGUGCCCCUAGACUCAGCUGCUAUUGCAGAUGCACUCAGCAAAGAGGCAGCUCUGGAGCAGGACAUGUCUAGCAGGCAGAGCAGUAUCUCCACUAUGAAGGCCAAAGUGAAGAAGUUUGCGGAAACUGCAGAGCCAGCAGCAGCAGCUGCUCUCCAGGCAAAGAUGGAAGGACUGACGCAACGCUUUGAUAAUGCCUGCGUGAAGCACAAGCAGAAGAUUUCACUGAUGGAGCAGCUAAAGGACAAGGUAGAACAGUUUGAGAAGACAUCUGAGAAAGUCCAGGAGUUUGUGCUGAAACAUUCACAUGCUCUGUAUGAGACUGAUGGUCCUGGGAAAAAUGUAAAUGAGCUCUCCCAGCUGGUGCAGGAUAUAAAUGCAGAGUUGGCGGAACAUGUGAAGGACAUGGAAACACUGCACUUGCUGGCAAAGGAGCUUUCUAACUCUGGCCCAGAGGGAAGCGAAGCUCUAAUUCAGGGCAAGAUGGCAAACCUGUCUAACACAUUUAAUACCUUUAAGGACACGGUGAAAGAGAAAGAGGAGGAGGUGUUGUCUUGCCAGGACCAGCUGGGUGAGUUCAAAGCAGCUGCAGGGGUGCUGAUGAAGUGGCUGGACGAGACAAAAGAACAAGUGCCUAUGGUUCAGCCCAACUGCAGUGAACAGGGCCUGGGAAAUGACGUGAAGAAAGUCAAUGGCUUGCUAGAAGAAUGGACUGCUAAAGCUCCUGCUGUCCAAGACAUAAAUAGCAAAGGGUCUGCAUUGUGUACCCUAAUCAGUGUUUUGACAUCACCAGCCAAAGCCAGAAUGCAUCAUAAAUCAGGUUCAGCAGUCAGUAAUGGAUCAGGUCCAGGAGGUUCAUAUCUGCCGAACAAAGAACUGAUGCUGGUGGAGCAGAACAUGUCCAGCAUCAAUGAGGAUUAUAGCAGCCUUGGGGAGCUGCUGAAGACCAGGUCUUCAGAGCUAAGUGCUCUGUUGCAAAAGGUCCAAGGGGUCCAGCAUGAAGCUCAGUCAACACUGCAGUGGCUGGAGAACAUGAAGAAAACAGCUGCCUCUUGGAACUCGGAGCCAGCAGGCAAAGACUCAAUGAAAAUGCAAAUCGAGCGGCAGAAAGCUUUUGAGGAAAAUAUGCACCAGAAACAACAGCAGUACCAAGAGCUGAGGGAGAAGUUACUCCACCUGAUAGAGGAAAGCCCUGAUUCACCUGAGGCAGAAAAAUGGAAGAACAUGCUGAAACAGAUGGAUGAAGUCUGGGAGGAGGUCAAGGGAUCUGUGGAGAACAGGAAGCAGCAUCUGGAGGAGUCUUCCCGCAUGCUGGAGCUCUUCCAGACUAAUCAACCUCAGCUCUCACAGUGGCUUCUAGAGAAAGAUCUAAUGAUGAGUGUUUUAGGCCCGCUAUCUAUGGACCCCAAUAUGCUCAACACACAGAAGCAACAGGUCCAGAUUCUUCUGAAAGAGUUUGAAGGCCGCAAACCUCAAUACGAUCAGCUGAUUGAAGCUGCCAAGGUUAUCAUUUCUGCGUCAGGGAAUCAGGAUCCUACUGGAGAGAAGGUAAAGAAACAGCUGGAUGCUAUCACCCAGAAGUGGCAGGACUUGACAAGUCAGCUGUCUGAGCGUGAUGCCCUCAUUCAGCAAGCCGUGGGUAAGACCACUCAGUUCCAGGAUCUUCUGCGGCAGCUAGGUGAGAGUGCCGCAGACCUGGAGCUUCAGCUAAAUGGCCAGCAGACCCUCAGCACACAGCCUGAUGCUGUCAAGAAGCAGCUAGAAGCCACUAAUGCUGUCCUGGCUAAGCUAUGCGAAGAGAAGAAGAGGCUAAAGGAGGCAGAAAGUCUCUGCUCUGAACUUUCAGCUCUAGUUACUGAGGAGUAUCUCAGAGCCAACCUCACAGCACAGCUGGAAAGCAUCUCCAAACCCUUUAAGAUGCUUGAAGACAAAGCAGGAAAGCGGAUUCAACAUCUAACCUCCACCUUUGCAAGCUCUCAAGAAUUCCACCGAACAUCUAAAGACUUCCAGGGCUGGAUAGAGCAAACGCUCAAGGAUCAGGCUGAGCCUCAGUCAGUCUCAACCAAGGAGGAGACUCUGUUACAAAGUCUAAAGGAGCACAGUGCUAUCCAAAGUGCUUUGAAUGAACAAGAAGAACAAUACAACAACAUUAUGCGGGAAGCAGAGGCUCUCCUACAGAACACGGAGGGAGAGGAAAAGUUGGCCCUCCAAGGACAGCUCUCAGCCCUCAGGUCCAACUGGGAGCAAGUAAAGCGUGGUUCCAUGGAAAGGGAAGAGAAGCUCAAUGCUGCUAUGGAGAGGGCCAGAAAAUACAAAGAACAUGCAGAGAGCUUGGGAACUUGGCUACAGGAGUGUGAAGACAGGAAAAACGAGGCAAAUUUCAGCAUAAAUCCUGUAGAAGUUGAGAACUCCCUCUCACAGGUAAAGGCCAUCCAGCGAGAUGUGGACAAACAUCGAGGUCAGAUGGAGUUGCUGAACGUAGCUGCUGACAGCCUUCUAGAGGUGGCCACAGCAGAUGUAGAUGAUGUGAAGGAAGAGAAGUUCGUUAUUGGGCAGAACAUGGAUAAGUUGAUUGAAGGGUUGCAGCUUAAGAAAGAAACUCUUGAGAAGCUCUCACAGAAGCUAAAAGAGUUCAGUGACACACACAAAGAACUUUCAGACCAAAUGGAUGGUGCCAGAAAGCAACUAGAACAUCACUCUAGUCUUGGUGUACAAGGUUAUAGUAACAAGAAUCUAACUAACAUGAAAGCUCAGCAGAAAAACUUAGAGGGUGUCCAGAACCAGAUAGAGAACCUCAAAAGCGUAGCUCAAAAUUUAAUUGUGGAUGUACCAGAGGUUGAAGGGGUGGUAGAUCUCCUCCUUCAGGCAGAUACUUUGGAGAAAGAGCACAGCUCCCUCAGUAAAGCAAUUGAAGACAAAUGCAACACAAUGGAGAACAAACUGCAGGGCAUUGGGCAGUUUCAGGACAGCAUUCGGGAGAUGUUUACCACUUUCGCAGACCUGGAUGAUGAAUUGGAUAGUAUGGGCCCAGUAGCCAGAGACCUGAAAACUCUACAAGAGCAACAAGGAACCAUCCAAAACUUUGUGACAAAACUCCAGGAUCUGAUGACCAAUACAGCUAGUGCCAGAGAUAACUGCAAGAAGAUGCUAGAGUCAGAGGCCUCACCAGAUCUCCUGGGCCUGAAGAGAGACUUAGAGGCCCUGAGCAAGCAAAGCAGCAAACUGAUGGACCGUGCCAUUGGAAGGAAAGAGCAGGUUGAGGAAACGCUGAAACAAUUGCAGGACUUUUACCACAAGUUGGACACUUUUACAACGCAAAUGGCUGCUGCAGAAGAGCAAGAAGAAUCCCAAGGGCCAGUUGGAAUGGAGACAGACUUUAUUAACCAGCAGCUGGAGGCUUUCAAGGUUUUCCAGAAAGAGACGAUCGACUCACUGCAAACGCAAUUGCAAGAGGUGAACUGCAUAGGCCAGGGGCUUAUUCAGAAUGCUUCCAAAGGGACCGACACUAUAGCCCUUGAGCGUGACCUGGAGGAUGUCACUAUGAGAUGGAACACCCUGAAUAAAAAGGUAGCAGAACGUUCGGCGCAGCUUCAUGAAGCUCUGCUGCAGUGUGGAAAGUUCCAGGAUGCUCUCGAGUCCCUGUUCAGCUGGCUUAAAGACACAGAAGAACUGGUGGCCAGUCAGAAACCUCCGUCAGCAGAGUUUAAAGUUGUCAAAGCACAAAUACAAGAACAGAGGCUCUUACAGAAACUGCUAGAUGACCGCAGACCCACAGUGGAGCUUAUUAAGAAGGAAGGAGGGAAAGUGCUGGAGAUGGCUGACUCUGUGGAUAAAGAGAAGAUUGGAAAGGAGAUUGAUAGCCUCGGGAAGAGAUGGGAUGCUUUGCUAAAGAAAGCUGAGAGCAGACGCAAACAGUUGGAGAGCAUUUUGGGGGUGGCCCAACAGUUCCAUGAGACCCUAGAGCCACUAACAGAGUGGUUAACUGCUACAGAGAAAUGCCUGACCAGUUCCGAGCCCAUCGGCACCCAGACCGCUAAGCUUGAAGAGCAGAUCUCCCAACAUAAGGCUUUAGAGGAGGAGAUUAUAGGGCACAGUAAGAGCUUGUACCAGGCAAUAAGUCUUGGUCAGGAUCUGCGGUCACUCAGCUGUGUGGAUGAUAAAGAGCUCAUCCAGGCUAAACUGGACAGCACUCAGGGCAGCUACAUCGAGUUGCAGGAACGCUGCCGCAUGAAGGCUGAGCUGCUACAGCGGGCCCUGGCUAACGCACGGCUGUUUGGAGAGGACGAAGUGGCACUCAUGAACUGGCUGGACGAAAUACACGGCAGACUGAGCCACAUCUCUGUACAGGAUUACGCACCGGCCAUACUGGCAAAACAGCAUGCUGACCAGCUGGCACUUCAUGAAGAUAUUGAGUUAAGGAGACAGCAUGUUGAACAGGCCCUACAAAAUGGACUUGAGCUGCUCAAACAGACCACAGGCGAUGAAGUCGUCAUCAUUCAGGGCAAACUGGAUGGAAUAAAGACAAGAUAUGCUGACAUAAGCACAAUGAGCAAUGACGUCAUGAAGACCCUUGAUAAAGCCCUGUCUCUGGCUAACAAGGUACAACAUACGCAUGAGGAGCUGCGCAUCUGGUUGGAGAAAGUGGAGUCUGAAUUGGCCACUUUCGGAGCUCAGGAGCCAGUGGGAGAGCAACUCACUCAGGUGCAAGAGAGGCAGAAAGCAUUACUGAAGGAGGUUCAAGAGCGCAAGUCAUUAGUAGACACACUGAAUGAAGUUAGCAGCGCUCUUCUAGAGCUGGUGCCAUGGCGUGCCCGAGAGGGGCUUGACAAACUGAUCACAGAGGACAAUGAGUGCUACAGGUCAGCAAGUGAUGCCAUCUCUCAGCACGUGGACCAGACUGGAGCUGCCAUCUUAAAAUCACAGCAGUUUGAGCAGGCUGCAGACACUGAAUUAGCCUGGCUGACUGACGCAGAGAAGAAGUUGUCAUCUCUAGGGGACAUCGAGCUUGAGGUAGAAAAGACCACAGCUCAGCUACAGGCUCAAAAGGGCUUCUCCAUGGACAUUAUGAGACAUAAAGAUGCCGUGGAUGAUAUCACUAAGACAGGCGAGGCAUUAAUGGACAGCAAAGAUGAGACUGAGAAACAGGCUCUUAAGGCUAAGAUCCAGGCCCUCAUGGAGAAAUACAACACACUGAGUCAGUUGAACUCAGAACGCUGUCUGCAGCUGGAGAGAGCGCAUUCCCUGGCCUGCCAGUUCUGGGAGACCUAUGAGGAGCUGUGGCCAUGGCUGCAGGAGACUCGGGCCAACUUCACCCAGCUCCCUUCUCCUGCCAUUGAAUACGAGACUCUCAGACAGCAACAAGAGGAACUGAGGCAACUGAGGGAACUGAUUGCAGAGCACAAGCCUCAUAUAGACAAGAUGAACAAAACAGGCCCUCAGCUGGUUGAGAUCAGUCCACUGGAGGGUGAGCCCAUCAGGGAGAAAUUCCAGGUCACAGACAAGUUGUAUGCGCAGCUUAAAGCAGAUGUGACGCAAAGAGCUGCUGCCCUUGACGAGGCCAUCUCUCAGUCUACACAGUUCCAUGAUAAGAUUGACCCCAUGCUGGAGUCUCUGAAUCGUAUAGCCGAGCGUUUGCGCCAGCCCCCCUCCAUCUCUGUGGAAGUGGAAAAGAUUCGUGAGCAGAUUUCUGAGAACAAAGCCGUGAAUAUGGACUUGGAGAAACUGCAACCAUCUUAUGAAACUUUGAAGCAGAGAGGAGAGGACAUGAUCACUCGCUCAGAGGGCGCAGACAAAGACCUGUCAGCCAAAGCGGUACAAGACAAACUGGAUCAGAUGGUAUUUGUGUGGAGUGACAUCCAUGCUCUGCUGGAGGAGAGGGAGGCUAAACUUCUGGACGUGAUGGACCUGGCUGAGAAGUUCUGGUGUGACCACUGUGCUCUCAUCAUCACUAUCAAAGACACACAGGACUUGCUCAAAGACCUGGAAGAACCUGGAGUCGACCCCUCUGUGGUUAAACAGCAACAGGAGUCUGUAGAGGGCUACCGAGAGGAGAUUGACGGUCUUCAGGAAGAACUGAAUGUGGUCCAGAAUCUAGGGGCAGAGCUGAUGACAGCCUGUGGAGAACCGGACAAACCUGUAAUCAAAAAGAGCAUUGAUGAGGUGAACACUGCGUGGGAGACUCUGAAUAAGACAUGGAAAGAACGAGUGGACAGAUUGGAGGAGGCCAUGCAGGCUGCUGUACAGUUCCAGGAUGGUCUUCAGGGCAUGUUUGACUGGGUGGAUAUUUUGGAGAGUAAACUGGAUUCCAUGUCACCUGUGGGCACGGACCUGGAAACUGUGAAACAGCAGAUUGAGGAGCUCAAGGAGUUCAAAGGUGAGGCCUACCAGCUUCAGAUUGAAAUGGAGAGGCUGAAUCACCAGGCAGGACUACUACUGAAAAAAGUACUGGAGGAAGGAGACCGCAUUGCCAUUCAGGAGCCUAUGAGUGAACUCAAAAUGCUUUGGGAUAACCUGGACGACAAGGUCAUCAACAGACAGCACAAGCUGGAAGGAGCCUUGCUGGCUUUAGGGCAGUUCCAACAUGCUCUGGAUGAGCUUUUGGCCUGGCUGACUCAUACUGAAGAGCUGCUUAGUGGACAGAAGAAAACCAGUGGUGACCCCAAAGCUAUUGAGAUAGAGCUGGCCAAACACCAUGUGCUCCAUAACGAUGUACUGGCCCAUAAGACAACAGUGGAGGCAGUUAACAAAGCUGGCAGAGAUUUGAUUGAGUCCAGUGCAGGAGAGGAGGCUUGUGGCUUGCAGAGCAAGCUGGAAAACCUUAACCAACGUUGGACAAGCAUCCUGGAGAAAACUGAGCAGAGGAGGCAGCUUUUGGACAGUGCCUUACUCCAGGCCCAAGGUUUCCAUGGGGAGAUUGAAGAUAUGCAACAAUGGUUGAAAGACACAGAAUGUCAGCUGUUAGCAUCAAAAGCAGUUGGAGGCCUACCAGACACAGCCCGCGAGCAGCUUAACACCCAUCUGGAGUUAUGUAAAGCAAUGGAGGUGAAGGAAGAACUCUACCAGAAGCUUCUUCUCAGAGGUCAGCAGCUGAAAGCCAUGGUCCCAGAGAACCAGGACAGCAGCACUGAGCAGGACCUCCACAACCUUCAAGAAAAGUGGGAAUGUGUGCAGUCCAAAGUGGCUGAGAGAAAGGUAAAACUGGAAGAGGCAUUAGCGAUGGCCACAGAUUUCCAUAAUUCUCUGCAGGACUUCAUUAACUGGCUGACUCAAGCAGAGCAGACCCUCAACAUUGUCUCUCCAGCCUCCCUCAUCCUUGAAACCAUCUUGUUCCAGAUUGAUGAACAUAAAAUCUUUGCGACUGAGGUCAACUCACACCGGGAUCAGAUCAUUGAACUGGAUAAGACAGGCACCCACCUGAAAUACUUCAGCCAGAAACAGGAUGUGGUCCUGAUUAAAAACCUGCUGCUAAGUGUACAAAGCCGCUGGGACAAAGUAGUGCAGCGUUCGGUGGAGCGAGGACGCCUGCUGGAUGACGCGAGGAAACGUGCCAAGCAGUUCCAUGAGAGCUGGACCAAGCUGAUGGAGUGGCUGGAGGAGUCGGAGAGAGCUCUGGACUCCGAGCUGGAGAUCGCUAAUGACCCCGACAAGAUCAAAAUGCAGCUAGCUCAGCACAAGGAGUUCCAGAAGGCCCUGGGUGGCAAACAUUCUGUUUACGACACCACCAGCCGAACAGGCCGAGCCUUGAAGGACAAGACCUCACUCCAGGAUGACACCCAGAAACUGGACGACAUGCUCUGCGAGCUCAGAGACAAAUGGGACACGAUUUGUGGCAAGUCUGUAGAAAGGCAGAACAAGCUGGAGGAAGCUCUGCUGUUCUCAGGCCAGUUCACUGACGCUCUGCAGGCUCUGAUCGACUGGCUUUAUAAAAUAGAGCCGCAGCUGGCAGAGGACCAGCCUGUGCAUGGAGACAUUGAUUUGGUGCUGAACCUGAUAGACAGUCACAAGGUGUUUCAAAAAGAACUUGGAAAGAAGACCAGCUCUGUACAGGCUCUGAAACGUUCAGCACGCGAGCUGAUAGAGAGCAGCCAUGAUGACUCCUCCUGGGUCAAAGUUCAGAUGCAGGAGCUGGGUCUGCGCUGGGAGACGGUGUGCGCUCUCUCUGUGCAAAAACAGACACGGCUGGAACAAGCUCUGUGUCAGGCAGAGGAGUUCCACUCGACGGUUCAUAUCCUGCUGGAGUGGUUGGCUGAAGCAGAACAGAGCCUACGUUUCCAUGGGUCUCUUCCUGAGGACGAGGAUGCCCUGCGUGGCCUGAUUGAACAGCACAAAGAAUUCAUAAAGAAGCUGGAAGAAAAGAGUGUGGCUCUGGGUAAAGCCAUCAGCAUGGGUGAAGCCAUCUUAGCUAUCUGCCAUCCAGACUCCAUCACCACUGUGAAACAUUGGAACACCAUAAUUAAAGCCCGAUUCGAGGAGGUCACAGCAUGGGCACGGCAGCAUCAGCAGAGGUUAUCUAGUGCUCUGAGCGAGCUUAUGGCUACUCAAGAGCUGCUGGAGAAUCUGCUGAGCUGGUUACAGUGGGCAGAGACCACACUCACAGAGAAAGACAAGGAGGCCCUGCCUCAGGAGAUCGAAGAGAUCAAAGCUCUCAUCACUGAGCAUCAGACCUUCAUGGAGGAGAUGACCAGGAAACAACCAGAUGUGGACAAAGUCACUAAAACUCAUAAAAGGAAACCCACAACUGAUGCACCAGUUCAGUCUCAGAUUCCAGUACUGGAAAAAGGAAGAACAGGCCGAAAGAGAUCCCAGGCCCAGUCCAUGUAUCCAGCGACAGUCCAGGCUCCAAUAGAGACUAAGAACCCCAGAGUGAACCUGUUGGUGAGCAAAUGGCAGCAGGUCUGGCUUUUGGCGCUGGACAGGAGAAGAAAACUCAACGAUGCACUGGAUCGACUAGAGGAGCUGAAAGAGUUCGCCAACUUUGACUUCGAUGUCUGGAGGAAGCGCUACAUGCGAUGGAUGAACCACAAGAAAUCACGAGUCAUGGACUUCUUUCGGCGCAUGGAUAAGGACCAGGAUGGGAAAGUCACCAGGCAGGAGUUUAUUGAUGGGAUUCUUUCUUCAAAGUUUCCCACCAGUCGACUGGAGAUGAGUGCUGUAGCGGACAUUUUUGAUCGUGAUGGUGACGGCUACAUUGACUACUACGAGUUUGUUGCUGCUCUGCAUCCAAACAAAGAUGCCUACAAACCACUUACUGAUGCUGAUAAGAUAGAAGACGAGGUAACACGCCAAGUGGCAAAGUGCAAGUGUCCUAAACGGUUCCAAGUGGAGCAAAUUGGUGCGAACAAAUACCGGUUCUACCUUGGAAACCAGUUUGGAGACUCGCAGCAGCUCCGGCUGGUGCGGAUCCUGCGCAGCACUGUUAUGGUGCGGGUGGGAGGAGGCUGGAUGGCGCUUGAUGAGUUCCUGGUCAAGAACGACCCGUGUAGAGUUCAUCACCACGGGAGUAAAAUGUUGCGCUCGGAAUCAAACUCGUCCAUUACUCAGUCUCCUAUAGCUAAAGGUAGGACCAACGUGGAGUUGCGUGAGAAAUUCAUACUUCCAGAAGGGACCACUCAAGUGAUGGCCAGCUUUCGCUACAGAGGUCGAAGGUCACGACCGUCCUCGAGGGGUGCCUCUCCGAAUAGGUCAAACUCAAGCCACAGCUGUCCUGCACAACCCAACCCUGCUGCGCCUGGUACACCGAAGACUCUCCAACAUUUAACCCGCAAUUAUGAUAAACCCUGGCUGACAAACAGCAAAUCAGCUACUCCCUUAAAGUCAUCCGACUCUUUUGAGAGCCAGGGGUCAUCUAAUGAGAGUACACCCAUCCAAGGCAGCAAGCUCCGGCUGCCUGGCUAUUUGUCAGGAAAAGGUUUCCAGUCUGGAGAGGAGGGAACCCUGAUAAACGCUGCUAUUCUGAAAGCAAGAAGUCAGGCUGCUGGACACAGUAAGAUUCCCAGCAGGCCUGGCAGCAAGGCAGGGAGCCGUGGAAGCAGCCGGCGAGGGAGCGACGCCUCCGACUUUGACAUCUCCGAUAUCCAGUCUGUCUGCUCUGAUGUGUCGGAGACAGUGAUGGACUCUGCAAGGCCACGCUCAUCUCCACGCCAGCCUGGAGUCAAACCCUCCAAAAUCCCUACACCACAGAGGAGGAGCAUGGCCAGCAGCAAACUAGCCAAAACCACGACCAAGAGAUAGUCAGCAGUUGGCUUCUCUUUACAGCACUGUGCUGGAACACACUGGACAAAAACUGGACUCCAGAAGACACUAAAAACGGCAAACUGUCCUUAUUUAAAAUGAACAAGUAGCAAGUUGUAAAUUAUAAACGAAAAACAAAACAAAAAAAAAGUGUAGCAAGUUGUAAAUUAU
Messenger RNA from Hemibagrus wyckioides, 26607 nucleotides. It is a transcript of the gene dst, whose product is annotated as dystonin. The record is from RefSeq and is a predicted model, not a curated record. Gene Ontology annotation, biological process: hemidesmosome assembly; cytoplasmic microtubule organization; wound healing. Gene Ontology annotation, cellular component: intermediate filament; focal adhesion; hemidesmosome. NCBI's taxonomy places the organism in Eukaryota, Metazoa, Chordata, Actinopteri, Siluriformes, Bagridae. The transcript has 105 exons. Gene Ontology annotation, molecular function: microtubule binding; structural molecule activity; calcium ion binding. The coding region runs from base 130 to 26436 and encodes 8768 amino acids.